CUGCUAUAAAUACUGAAGCAGUCACUUUUACUUAAUGCAUGUAGUCUAGUCACUCAGUAACUUCACUUUCUUGUCCUCUCACUUGAGCGCUCUCUUUCUCCAUUGCUCGAGUCUUGUGGUCAGUGAGAAAAAUCAUAAAUACAUAAAACCGCCGGAGAAAAAUGGGAAGAGCGCCGUGUUGCGAGAAGGUCGGGAUAAAGAGAGGGCGGUGGACGGCGGAGGAAGACCAGAUUCUCUCUAGCUACAUUCAGUCCAACGGUGAAGGCUCUUGGAGAUCUCUCCCCAAAAAUGCCGAUCUCAAGCGCGGGAACAUAACUCUAGAAGAAGAAGAACUCGUUGUUAAAUUGCAUUCCACAUUGGGAAACAGGUGGUCACUAAUUGCUAGUCAUCUACCAGGGAGAACAGACAACGAAAUCAAAAACUAUUGGAACUCUCAUCUCCGCCGUAAACUCCACAACUUCAUCAUCAGGAAGCCAUCCAUCUCUCACAACGUCCCUGAUGUAGUCAUAAACGCUCCUCCAAGGUCACCGCGUCCGCCUACAAAACGCAGACCAGGGAGAACCAGCAGAUCCACCAUGAAACCUAAAACACACCACCCAAAUAUUCGAAAGAUGAAGAAAACGUCUGAACCGCCGGAACCAGAAGCCAGCGCAGCGGUUAAAGCAGGAGAAGAAACAUUAAUGAUGGAGUUAAACGGAGCCGAGGCUGAGCUAGGACCAUGCAACUACUAUGUAACCUGUCACGAAGGAGGAGCUUGUCGCAAUAAUAAUAAUAAUAACAGCAUUGAUGGCGAUAAAGGAGUUUCAUCCUUUGAUGAAGACAUCAUUGAUCUUUUGUUGGACGAAUCAGCUCCAAGCCACGUGUUGACAUCGUGUGGUGGUAAUGCAGAGUUGAAUCAUCUAGGAGACUCUGAAGAAGCCAAAAGGUCUUCGGAGAUUUUAAACCAAGAGAGUAUCGACUGUCUUCAGUCUUGUCCGUCGAUGGAGUCGUUUCUCAACUAUGAGCAUCAAGUCAACAAUAAUGCGUUCACGGAUGAGUUUAUUGAUUGGGACUGUGUUUGGCAACAAGGGGAUGACAAUAACAUUUUCGAUGAGAAAGAGGGUUCUGAUUCAAUGGUGUCGUGGCUUUUGGACGGUGAAGAUGAGGCCACGAUCGGGAAAAGUAAUUGCGAGAACUCUGGAGAACCACUGGAUCAUGACGAGGAAAAUGCGUUGGUCGCAUGGCUUCUCUCUUGAAUAUAUUUAUUUAUCUGUUAAGUUUGUAGUCCUUUUUUUUUGAGCACCGUAUUGUAUGUGAUGUCUUAUCAUCGACUUAUUAAGGUAUACUUUGUAUGGUUUGUUUUGAAAGUUUAUGUCUUGCCUUUUUCAUGUUAUUUAAUAAAGAGGUACAAAAUGUAGGUCUA
This is a messenger RNA of Brassica napus (rape), 1402 nucleotides long. RefSeq names its product transcription factor MYB12-like. The transcript is spliced from 3 exons. Lineage: Eukaryota; Viridiplantae; Streptophyta; Magnoliopsida; Brassicales; Brassicaceae. The record is from RefSeq and is a predicted model, not a curated record. The coding region runs from base 162 to 1235 and encodes 357 amino acids.